AUGCCACCAUACGUUACUCAACAACAACAUCAACAACAACAGUCUAGACAGAGAUACGCAUUCAUUGUUCUGAUAGUGGUCGUGUUACUGUUUGUUUUGUACUCCUUAUCAACAACUAGCAACAACGACAACAAUACAGGUAUUGAAGAGCUAACAGGUGAGCACCAAAAGCCAACCACCGCACCACCAUCAAUGUCCAAUAGUAUAACUGCCACUGCGAUACUCGUCGGCCAGGAGGUCGGCGGAAUCGUCAAGUUCUAUCAAGCCUCCAGCGACAAACCCGUUGUGCUCACAUUCGAAAUCACCGGUCUGAAGACAGGCCCUCACGGCUUCCACAUCCACGAGUUUGGCGACACAUCCAAUGGUUGCAUGUCGGCUGGCGACCAUCUCAAUCCCUUCAAGAAGACACAUGGCGGUCCCACUGAUGAAGAGCGCCACAUGGGUGAUCUGGGCAACAUCAACACCGAUGCCAAUGGUGUCACAAAGGGUGAGCUCACCGACAACCAGAUCAGUAUGUUUGGACCCUACAGCAUCCUUGGAAGAACCAUCGUUGUACAUGCAGAUCAAGAUGACUUGGGCAGAGGUAACUUCCCGGACAGCAAGAAAACAGGACAUGCUGGUCCAAGAUUGGCCUGCGGUGUAAUAGGUCUAUCACCUUUGUAA
Acytostelium subglobosum LB1 is the source of this 663-nucleotide messenger RNA. RefSeq lists its product as hypothetical. The transcript has a single exon. NCBI's taxonomy places the organism in Eukaryota, Evosea, Eumycetozoa, Acytosteliales, Acytosteliaceae. Bases 1 to 663 code for a protein of 220 amino acids. Gene Ontology annotation, molecular function: superoxide dismutase activity; copper ion binding. The record is from RefSeq and is a predicted model, not a curated record. Gene Ontology annotation, biological process: removal of superoxide radicals.